AUUUGUUUGCAGUUUUUGAUACUCAGUUCCCGACGGAUUUGAAGUGCUGUCGGUCAUUACGGUUUUGAGAUUCGAAUGAGGCCGGGAGAGUAUGUUUUUUCCGGUUUUGAUAGAUGGGUGACAAUGUAAAAAUUAGAGCGGUAGGUAGUAAAAUCGGGGCGGUAUAUAGAAAUACCUUUAUAGGUUUUCAUAUUUAGGCUAGUUUCUUGUUUCAAUUUUAUGAUUUUAGUUUGGAAAGGAAGCCGUAAACGAGGUCGGUCUGAUUCGCCAGCAAGUUUCUUAAACCCUGAUAAAACCCCGAAAUUCAUUUCAGUUUCUUCAACGUCUGUCACUCUUCUUUCUCAAACCCUAACCAUGUACUCAUCAAUGCUCCUCCUCCACCGUUCCAAAACCCUAAUGGACCACCUCACAACCCGAAAGAUACUCACCCGCUUUAUGGGCGGAGGUCCACGAACUUUUCCGGGCGGUUUAAACAAAUGGCAAUGGAAACGCCUCCACGAGAGAAGAGCCAAAGAGAAAGAGAAAGGACUCCUUGAACAAGAGAAACAGCUUUACCAAGCCCGAAUCCGCUCCCAAAUCCGAUCCAAAAUCGCCGGAAAACCCGACCCUGAUUCGAACUCUUCUAAUUUCACCGCCAUGAGCCCUACAGACCACAUUAAAGCCUUAGCUGAUCGUUUUAUGAAAGCAGGAGCAGAAGAUUUGUGGAAUGAAGAUGACGGACCGUUAAAAGCUCAAUGGUCAGUACCAAAUCGACCGUCAGGAUCGAUUGGGAGUCGUCAGCUGUCAGGUUCGAUUAGUUCGCCGAUUGAUUUACGGAAAUUAAUGUUAGAGUCUAGAAAUCAAAACUUUGAAAGCUCGGGGAAUGAUUGUUAUAAGUAUACGAAAAGUAGGGAAUUCUCAGUGAAGUCGUUUAAUUCAGGGCAGAAACAGAGUAGUUUGGUUAUUGGGAGUGAUAGUUUGAAGAAAAGUAGGGAAACUUAUAAGAGACCAAGGAGAUUUAGGGGAAAUGAGAGUUCUUCUAGUGAAGAUGAUGAUUCUGAUAAUUACGGUUUUGAAUCCAACGACGAGAUGGUGAGGAAAGGGAGAAAUGUGAGGGGAAUUUUAGGGGGUAGAGCUGCUUUGCGAAAUCAUGAUGUGAAAACAACUAAAAGAGUGCCAUUGAAGGAUCUUGAAAGAGAGAUUGAUUACGAGAAGGAAGUAGAGUUGAUUAGACAAGAGCUUGGAAAAAGGAAAAAUAUGUUGGAUGCGAAUGAAGGAGAGAAGAGCGAGGCGGGUGAAGAGAAAUCAGUACUUAGUCAGAAAAGAUUUGAUGAAUGUGGUUUAUCUCCAUUUACUGUAAAGGCACUUACAGCUGCUGGAUAUGUUCAAAUGACUACAGUACAGGAGGCCACUCUUUCUAUUUGUCUUGAGGGCAAGGAUGCUAUGGUUAAAUCCAAAACUGGUACUGGAAAAAGUGCAGCAUUUUUGCUUCCUGCUAUUGAAACAGUUUUGAAAGCAAAAAAUAGCACUGUGAAGCCUCGUGUAUCUCCAAUUUACGUUCUUAUUCUCUGCCCCACUAGAGAACUAGCAAGCCAAAUAGCUGCAGAAGCCAAUGCUAUGCUGAAGUACCACGAUGGCAUAGGUGUACAAACGCUAGUUGGAGGUACACGUUUCAAAGAUGAUCAAAAACGCCUAGUAUCAGAUCCUUGUCAGAUGAUUGUUGCAACUCCUGGUCGGCUGCUGGAUCAUAUUGAGAAUAAAGGGGGUUUAUCAGUUCAUUUGAUGGGAUUAAAGAUGCUUAUACUUGAUGAAGCUGACCAUUUACUAGACCUGGGUUUCAGAAAAGACGUGGAAAAGAUUGUAGACUGCUUGCCCCGGAAGAGGCACUCAUUAAUGUUCUCGGCAACAAUUCCAAAAGAGGUUCGGCGAAUGUCUCAACUUGUAUUGAAUAAAGAGCAUGCUUUUAUUGAUACAGUGGGCAUGGGGUGUGUGGAAACUCCUGAAAAGGUUAAGCAGUCUUUCCUGGUCGUUCCGCAUGAAUUGCAUUUUCAAUUAGUGCACCAUCUCUUGAAGGAUCAUAUUCUGCAGACCCCUGAUUACAAGAUUAUUGUUUUCUGCACAACUGGGAUGGUGACAUCACUCAUAUACCAACUUCUUCGGGAACUAAAAAUGAACGUUAAGGAGAUACAUACUAGAAAGCCUCAAUUAUAUCGAACUCGUGUCUCUGAUGAAUUUAAGGAAUCGAAAAGAUCAAUACUUGUUACAUCUGAUGUUUCAGCUCGUGGGAUGAAUUAUCCUGAUGUUACAUUGGUCAUUCAGGUUGGUCUUCCUACUGAUCGAGAGCAAUACAUACAUCGUCUUGGAAGAACAGGACGUGUUGGCAAUGAAGGAGAAGGAAUUUUGCUGCUUGCACCAUGGGAAAAUUAUUUCCUGGAGGAGUUAGAAGAUCUGCCUCUCAAUGAAAUUCCCGUACCUAACAUAGAUCCAGAAGAUAGAUUUAAGGUGGAGCAUUCAAUGUCAAAGAUUGAUUCUAGUGUUAAAGAAGCCGCUUAUCAUGCUUGGCUAGGUUACUACAAUUCGAUCAGGAGAAUAGGAAGGGAUAAAACCACGCUUGUUGGUCUGGCCAGCACAUUUUGCGAGUCAAUAGGCUUGCAGAGGCCUCCUCCUAUAUUCAGAAAAACAGCACUAAAAAUGGGUUUGAAAGACAUCCCUGGUAUUCGCAUCAGAGCAUAACAUUUUACUGGGAGUAGAGGUCAACAGGCUUCUCAUUAGUGUGGUUGGGAUCAAAAGACACCAAGAAUGAGUGCCAACUGACCAGGUUCAAAUUUAAAUCAACUGAAACUAAUGUACAUAUUACACGUAUAUUCUACCUUUAACGGUCUUGAUGCUGUUAUGUCUUGCCAUCUUGAAGAAUUUCUGUGGCAUUAUAUUGCAUCUGGUGAAGGGCUCACAAACAUCCUGCAUCAGAUUAUGCAACUUUGUAUGUCCAUCUCCAUUGUUUUUGUGUUCAUGGUUCACUUGAUGGUCUUAAGCUGCAUCUAUGACAUAUACUGUUUAUUCAUUUUUGUGUGACGUGUGGAUAUUUGGAAAAUGGAAAUGCUAAAAUUUCUGUUGGAAAAAAUGCUGAACAUAUACCCUUAAAUCAACUCCUUACAUUUAAAUUAUUACUUUGAAGUCCUUAAAUACGAAACUGAUUAAACAAGUAAAAGCUUGGUACUCUGUUAAGUUGCAAAAGCUGAAAACGUAUUUCAUAUCAAAAGAUACCUAAAAUGAAAUAUGAAUAUGAACACAUUAAAAGAUAAAUAAAGCUACGUAUGGAAAAAUUAUCGUGUCAUAGAUGUCAUUGCUGACAUCUAAUAUAGUCUAGACGAAAAACUGAAAUAAUUUGCAAAACUCAAUUCGUUGAUACGUAAAAUAACAGUUGUUCCAGCUCUCUAAUAUUCGUCAAGUCGCAGCCAGCCCUGCGCCUAAAUUUGUUUCAAAUAUCUGUAAAGUUCUGUGUAUACCUUAAAUAAUAAGUUUGCUAGUACCAAUUCAGACGAGAAUUUGCUACAACCUAAAAUUGAGAAACACUAGCAUAGUGGCAUACUGCUACUGCAAUUUCUAACUAAUUUGAUAAAACGACCCUGUACUAAUUACUGCAUUGGAGUUGGACAUUGUGUUGGAAUGCAUGUUAAUGCACGUCUGCAUAAAUGUUCUUUUUUCUCAAGAAUUUACUAUUUUCCUGAGAAAAGAAGUUCUUGUUUCCAGCUUUUGCUGAAAUCAAGUGAACCAAAAUGAGACGAAAAAUAUUUAUUCUAAACUCAAGAGGAUUUCCGAUUGAAUGGAUUUCAGACUAUACAAACGCGCUGCUGUUUCAAGGAACUGGGCAAAUAUGAACUAUGAUAUACUUGUUAAGAUAUUCACCAUGGUAAGCACCAUGGACUUAAUUUUGAACAUUUCUCGUGUUUGUCCUUUAUGGCGUGCUGCAUGCUCCCAUCCAAGCUUUUGGCGUACACUCGAUUUGGCUAGAUUGAACUGCUCUUCUGAUUAUCCACAAGGUCUAGAUGCUUCCUUAGAUAAUCGGGCAAGCUUGAGGUUAAUGCAAUUAUUGAAUAGCGCAUUAAUCCUGAGUGGCAACAAUGUGACGCGCUUGAUAUUCCAUUUUCAGAUGUGCAUUAAGGACUCACACUUGACAUUUGCUGCUGAAAGGUGUCCCAGGCUCAAACAACUUGUUCUGCCAGCCUGGAAUCAAAUUUCCGAAAAUGGAUUUUGUGCAGCUAUCCAAAAGUUGACAGAGCUCGAGUCUCUGACUCUCCCAUGCAAUUAUUUCCCCGAAAACAUCUUGCAAACAAUUGGUGUAUACUGUACGAAGCUCACUGAACUCAAAGUCAUGUCCCCUUUCGAUCAUGAUUUUGCCAACACCUUGUUUAUUUAUCUCCCAAAGCUUAAGGUCUUGAGUUUGAGGUGCACCAUGGUUCACAAGGACGCCUUGAGACUCGCAUUUAUGCUCUUUGACGAUCUGAAGGUGUUAAAUAUUUCCCACAGCCUGCUCGUAGACCUCUUUCCAUACGAAAUUCCAACUAUGUUUAGAUUGGAGGAUGAUGCAUCAAUGGCCGAACAAGCAUCAAGACUUACAACAUUCCUCAGCUGUCAGAGUACUGCUUGCGUAAUGUGUCAGCGCGUUUAUAAUGAUGCAGGACGCCCAAAUUGGCAGGAAUACCAGGAAGGUCUUUGGCGCGAAGAUGAGGUGAGUUCAUUUUCCAUUUGAUGGAGUAUGUUUGAGAAUAUGAUAUCAUGUUUCGGAUAUCUCUAAGCAGGGUUAUCUCCUGUAACAAGACUUUAAAGUUGAAUAAAUAACUUUCUAUGGUGAAAGUUGAAUAAAUACAUUUUCUAUGCAGAACUUGGUCUCUUUUCAUUGCUA
Molecule: messenger RNA, 4882 nt
Organism: Mercurialis annua (annual mercury)
Lineage: Eukaryota; Viridiplantae; Streptophyta; Magnoliopsida; Malpighiales; Euphorbiaceae
Product: probable DEAD-box ATP-dependent RNA helicase 48
Exons: 12
Coding region: 220-2712 (830 amino acids)
Molecular function (GO): RNA helicase activity; nucleic acid binding; ATP binding
Source: RefSeq, a predicted model, not a curated record